Messenger RNA from Acaulospora colombiana, 3069 nucleotides. The record is from the annotation of a GenBank genome assembly. Lineage: Eukaryota; Fungi; Glomeromycota; Glomeromycetes; Diversisporales; Acaulosporaceae.
AUGGAAAUAGAAAUCAAUCAGGAUCUCAAAGAUCGUUUAAGGCGUUCCCAGAGGAUACGCACUAGGGAUGAGAGGAGAAAACGUGAAGAAAUGGAACGUAAAGAAAUUGAGGAACAAAAAACACUGAUGCGUGCGCCAAGGCGUCUCACCAAACAGUCCGUUCGCAAAACACCCGUUACCACCACCACCAUGCUGCCCAAGAAGAAAAAGCUUUCAAACUGUAACUUAUCACAACUAAAUACUUCAACCGCUCACCUCUCCAAUCUCCCCCUGGAUAUGCUGCUAUACAUGUUGGAGUUUCUUGGUCCUUCCCUGGCUACCAUGGAGCAAGUGUCGAAAUCAUUUUAUCGUAUCAUUCGCGGUCAUCACAGUCCAUAUAGAUUCCUGUAUUAUAAACUGUUGGCAGCGUACUGUCCGCACGAUGAAGUUUCGAUCUUUGAGAAUGGCAAACAAGAACACGCGAUCCACGCGACAAUUUUACCAAAGAUAUACAAGACUCUUGCUAAGAAGGAAUCAAAGGAGUACAAAGUGUCCGAUUGGAAAUUUGUAGAAUCAUACAAGUACUACGUGACCCAAAAGUGCACGAUCUGUAGUGGACCCGGAGAUCCGAUACCAGUCUGGGAAGUGCGCUUGUGCAGAUUCUGCGUCGUCAGGCAAUUGAUAAAUAAGAGCGCAUUGCCGGCAUUCUCGUUGACUCCAAAGGAGAUCGAAGUGCUCAAGCCGUGGAAGACCUACGUGUACGACCUUGGCAUGCAUUGCACCUUCUACCUUCGUGCCCAUCUUGAUCACCUCCGGCGACAAAAGUAUUCGGAUCCGCAAAUCGCUUUGGAUGAUAACGUGAGCAAACGCCAGUCCGAAAGAUUCGACAAGGAAAAUGCUAAGCGCAAGAGGAAGCAGAAGGAACAAGAGGAAUCGUUCGCGGAGCGAACUUCGGCCAUACUUCGAUGCUUCGAAGAUCUACGGUUAAAACCGGAUUUGUCGGUCAUGGAUGAAUGGUGGUUUCCAAAGGAACUUAAGCUAGAAAUUCACGAGUAUAUCUCCAACAAGACCAACAACAGCUUGGCUCGUAAGCGUCUUCGUAUUUCCGUCGAACAGGACGUCGAUAGUUCAAACAACUCACCGCCGUCGGUCAAAAGUAAGUCCCUACGUAAGAAUCUAGACGAGAUAAUGGUCGAGUUACGUCAUGUGGUGGUCCCGCGGGUCGAGAGAUUGAUGGAAUUGAAUAGCAAGCUGUACAGCGAUGGUAUAGUUAUUGACAAGCUGCGGAUGGAUCUGGAUCUCAAGACGCGAAGGGUCUACGAUGAUUUUGUGUUAGGCGGGCUCCCGUAUGAACAUUCGCUGACGGUCUCGAGGACACGCAGUGAGAUUCUCAAUUAUUUCAAACGUGAGGAAGCCUUUGAAAAUUCCAUUACAAACACUUUCCGCGCGUCCGUCACCCCCGAUGAUUUCUUGUGUGCAUCUCUUGACCUAAAGAGAUUCCUGCAGGACGCUCGGGAGUGGUGGGCUCGCCGCGGAAAGAAACCUCCGCCAGAGAAAUGCGGCGAAUUGUACCUCGCUCGUGUACGUAAACGACAAUUCCGGUUCAGAAAUGAUAUGUCUUCGCUGAAAACUCAGGAAAAUUGGAGGCGAGAAUUGUUGGAACGAAAAUUGCGCGAGAAAAUUGAUUGGUAUUUUACGGACUUACCAAAGUACAUAUCCGAGUUGAAGGAACUUUACGAACAUAAUUUCAUGCUGAGGAUGAAGAGCAAGGAGUAUUGCUGGAUGAAGGGUAUGUCAUCACAACUUGAAAUAAAAGAACCACCGGAAAGGUUGAAGUUGAUGUACGGUGACUACGAGGACUUCAUAAAGAAUUGUAAUGGGUUCUGCUCUACCGAGGAUGGUUACUGUGGCUGCUUGGAAUACGCCGCAAAAGACAUCAUCAGAGCAAAUACGAUGUUGAGGCGUAGGGACUGGAUGGACGCCCAAUUGAGAAAAUUCAGGGAGAUCGAGUAUCGCGGUCCCGACUUGUUGAUGUGUCCCGAGGCAAAGGAAGAAUAUUAUUAUGCCGCCAGAAACGUCUCCGUUCCGAAGAGAGCUGCGGUGAUGUACAUUUGUCGUGCCGAAAGGUUCAUGAGGCGACUUCUUCGAGAGGUUCCAACCUUUUCCGCAGAGUUAAUCACAGCAGAGGCGCGUGAUUGGUACAAGCGUUGCCUUGGUAUUGUCCACAACAAUCCCAUGGAUCGUCCAGAUAUCGAUUACACCAUUCAAAAGAUUCGCGAGUGCGAGAAGAAUCGCAUAAAUCGAUUGACGUUCGCUGAUUGCGCGGCCAAGCAGGCGCGAUUGAGCCCGAGCUUCUGGAACAAGACCAUGGUCAAGAGACCGAUGGAUGGUGUCUCAUUUGCGACCCGAGUCAGGUGGAUAGCCUCAAACGGUUGGUUCUCAUUGAAUCAAUUGGCGCAGGCCUGGAUUUAUGAUGAAGACCAAGCUCCGUUGGGUCAAUUGGAGCCUUACAUCAAGGAAAAGGUGAAGCAGAUGGAGCGGGAAAGGCGUAAAGAGGAUAUCACGUCAAAGAUUAAAGAUGAUCCUGAUUAUCAAAAGAUAUUCAAGGAGAUCGAUGAGGAUGCCGAAUUCUUUUUGCGCGCCACCUACGAGAUUAACACCAUCUACAAGGUGUCCAAUCUUUAUAAGGCCCAUGUUGAAGAUGUCAAGUCAGGAAUCGACCCUGCUAGAGUCGUACGACAGGUCAUUGAUCUCAUUCGGGAUGUCAAAACCGGUGUUAUCAGCAAGAGUAGCCUGUUCGUUUCCGAUCGGGAGAAACUGGCUGAAGAGGAUGACGACAAUGAUGAUGACAACACCGGUGUCAUAAUUAACAAUGGCGUAGCCGGUAAUGCCGGUGUUCACGUAAACAACACUGCCAUUCCUGCUAUUGCGAACACAACGAAUGUUGCUGGUACCGGUGUCGUGAAUACGACCGGUGGUAACACAAAUCUCACAAAUGUGCAGCCACCAAAUUCCUCGGCGUCCACGUCAAUACAAGGUAUUCAAAUAGCGCCAAUAAGGGUGAACAACACGUCUUCCGCUGUUCCUUAG